GCAUCCGUACAUAAAACUUGAAUAUAACUCCUCAUCUAUUUAUUAAAUUAAUUGCGUUUGAAACGAGAAUAUAAGUAUUGGAGCUCAGACGUUGUGUACGGGUCAUAGCUGUUGUUGGGUGUAUUUGAAAUUGCGGAGAUUCUAUUACUCACAUUCCACGCAAACCCUAACCAUAUCGUAAGAAUUCCAAGGCUGUGAUCCGUAGAGGCUAGAAGAAGAAGGUAUGAGCGGGACCGAGUUCCGGUUCUUCUUGUCCUGCGACAUCAAUCUUCCAGUAACCUUUCGCAUCGAGAGGUUGGAGGGUAAUUUGCUCCCUACCAAGUCUCCUAAUUCAGAAAUUGAUGCCCCAACAGAGGAGAGAAGAGCAGAGCUAUAUGUUGAAUGCGCAUUAUACAUUGAUGGUACUCCAUUUGGCCUCCCCACGAGAACAAGGCUGGAAUCAACUGGACCACCAUAUUGUUGGAAUGAUCUGAUCACAUUGAGCACUAAAUAUCGAGAUUUAACUGUUCACUCACAGCUUGCUAUAACGGUUUGGGAUGUUUCAUGUGGAAAAGAUGAAGGAUUGAUUGGUGGAGCCACAAUUCUUCUAUUUAAUAGCAAAAUGCAACUCAAAACAGGGAGGCAAAAGCUUAGGCUUUGGCCAGGAAAGGAAGCAGAUGGGUCAUUUCCUACAACUACUCCUGGAAAGGUCCCACAGCAUGAGCGUGGGGAGCUGGAGCGCUUGGAAAAGCUUGUGAAUAAGUAUGAGAGGGGACAGAUUCAACCUGUUGAUUGGCUCGAUCGCCUCACAUUUAAAGCUAUGGACAGAAUAAAGGAUUGUGAAAGCCUGAAAAAUGGAGGUUCUCACGUGUACGUGGUUGUUGAUUUUUCUAGCUUUGAACAUCAAGUUGUCUUUCAGGAAUCAGGAGCAAAUUUCUUAUUACCAUCUCCUAUAACUUCAACGAAUGAAAUUGUCAAUGUCUGGGACCCGGAAGUCGGAAAGAUAAAUCCUUCUGAGCACAAGCAACUAAAGCUUGCUAGGAGUUUAGCUCGUGGUAUUAUUGACAGGGAUCUUAAACCAAGCUCUAAUGAGAGAAAGUCAAUACAAAGAAUAUUGAAAUACCCACCAACAAGGACCUUGAGUGGAGAUGAGAGGCAGCUACUAUGGAAAUUCCGUUUCUCAUUGAUGUCUGAGAAAAGGGCUCUCACAAAGUUUCUCCGAUGUGUUGAAUGGAGUGAUGUUCAGGAAGCAAAACAGGCAUUGGAAUUGAUGGGAAGGUGGGAAAUGAUUGAUGUUUGUGAUGCACUGGAGCUUCUUUCUCCUGUUUUUGAAAGUGAAGAGGUACGUGCAUAUGCCGUUAGCGUUCUUGAAAGGGCUGAUGAUGAAGAACUCCAGUGUUAUUUACUUCAACUUGUUCAGGCUCUUCGAUUUGAGCGUUCUGAUAAAUCUCGCCUCUCUCAUUUCCUUGUGCAACAUGCAUUGCGCAAUAGCGAGUUUGCUAGCUUUCUUCGCUGGUAUGUUGCCGUGGAACUUUAUGAUCCUACGUAUGCUAAACGUUUCUACAGUACCUAUGAGAUUCUGGAAGAGAAUAUGAUGAAGCAGUUGGCAGGCAGUGCAAAUGGAGGUGAAGACGGAUUUAAAUUGUGGCAAAGUUUGGUGCGCCAGACAGAAUUGACUGCCCAAUUGUGUUCGAUUAUGAGAGAUGUAAGAAAUGUACGUGGUAAUACACAGAAGAAGAUUGAAAAGCUUAGACAGCUGCUUUCUGGUCUUCUUAGUGAACUUACCUAUUUUGAAGAGCCAAUACGAUCACCACUGGCUCCAAAUGUCCUCAUUACUGGUAUUGUGCCAUCUGAGUCAUCAAUAUUCAAAAGUGCAUUGCAUCCCUUGCGCCUGACUUUCCGAACGGCGAAUGGCGGAAGUUGCAAAAUCAUAUUUAAAAAGGGAGAUGAUCUUCGGCAAGACCAAUUGGUUGUUCAAAUGGUAUCACUCAUGGAUCGGUUGCUUAAAUUGGAAAACCUUGAUCUGCAAUUAACGCCAUAUAAUGUGCUAGCAACUGGGCAAGAUGAAGGCAUGAUGGAAUUCAUACCAUCACGUUCUUUAGCGCAGAUUCUCUCAGAGCAUCGUAGCAUUAUAAGCUACCUCCAGAAAUUUCAUCCAGAUGAGCAUGGGCCUUUUGGCAUUACAGCCACCUGCCUCGAAACAUUUAUAAAAAGCUGUGCUGGCUACUCCGUUAUCACUUAUAUUCUGGGCAUUGGAGACAGGCACCUUGACAACCUUCUCCUUAGAGAUGAUGGGCGUCUUUUCCAUGUGGAUUUUGGAUUCAUUCUUGGGCGAGAUCCAAAGCCGUUUCCACCACCAAUGAAGCUCUGCAAAGAAAUGGUUGAGGCUAUGGGUGGAGCUGAAAGUCAAUAUUAUACAAGGUUCAAGUCAUAUUGUUGUGAGGCCUACAAUAUCCUCAGGAAAUCUAGUAACCUUAUUUUAAAUCUCUUUCAUCUAAUGGCGGGUUCCAAUAUUCCUGACAUAGCCUCUGAUCCUGAAAAAGGCAUUCUUAAGCUUCAGGAGAAGUUCCGCUUAGACUUGGAUGAUGAAGCGUGCAUACACUUUUUCCAGGAUCUUAUCAAUGAGAGUGUUAGCGCACUGUUUCCUCAAAUGGUUGAGACUAUUCAUCGGUGGGCUCAAUACUGGCGCUGAUCUGAGCUAGAAAUUGGAUUGUAUAGACACCUUUGUAAAUAGCCAGGUGCAAGAAUGGUAGGGAGCUUUUGAAGCAGCAAACAAGCGUGUCAUCGUGGAUGGAGAAAAAGGAAAUAGCAAACAGCGAUGCAAUGAGGUCUCUAUGAAUAUAUGGCGUUCUUUUUUUUUUCUUU
Messenger RNA from Juglans microcarpa x Juglans regia, 2844 nucleotides. RefSeq names its product phosphatidylinositol 3-kinase, root isoform. Gene Ontology annotation, biological process: phosphatidylinositol-3-phosphate biosynthetic process; autophagosome assembly; autophagy of peroxisome. The record is from RefSeq and is a predicted model, not a curated record. Gene Ontology annotation, cellular component: cytoplasm; phosphatidylinositol 3-kinase complex, class III, type II; membrane. NCBI's taxonomy places the organism in Eukaryota, Viridiplantae, Streptophyta, Magnoliopsida, Fagales, Juglandaceae. The transcript is spliced from 19 exons. Gene Ontology annotation, molecular function: 1-phosphatidylinositol-3-kinase activity. Bases 224 to 2671 code for a protein of 815 amino acids.